GGAAGAGACCAACCAGAAGGCUACUAUAAUAGUCCAAGUGAGAAAGAAGACCUUGAGGUUCAAGAGCCAGUUCUACCACUCAUUACAAGCAUGGCCUUGGUCCGCAACACCUGUGUCAGCCAAGGCUGCCCUGCAACAUCUUCAGAUGCUAUGAUUCACAGCUGUGGAGGCUCUUGGAGAAUUGACCUGUCCCCCAACACACCACCUAGCUCCAGAAGGUGAUAGAGCCAGAAGUAACUAAGAAGGAAAAAAACCCCACCAAGACAGCUGAUGAGUUUGGGAAGAGUGGGUUCUCCUGGAAUUUGUGGAUUUCAUUAGACUCCCCCAACUUUGGUUCAAGGCAAAAAGAAGAAAAUGCGUGAAAUCGUACAUAUUCAGAUUGGCCAGUGUGGGAACCAGAUCGGAGCCAAGUUCUGGGAAGUGAUUGGGGAGGAGCACGGGAUUGAUGUCAAUGGGAGCUACCAAGGAGAUUCACCCGAGCAGCUUCAAAGAAUAAAUGUUUACUACAAAGAAGCCUAUGAUAAAACAUACGUGCCUCGAGCUAUCUUAGUGGAUCUGGAGCCUGGUAUCAUGGACAGCAUUCGGUCUAGCAACUUAGGAACCCUCUUUCAACCUGAUAAUUUUAUCCACGGUAAUUCGGGAGCUGGCAACAAUUGGGCAAAGGGUUACUAUACGCAAGGCGCUGAACUGAUUGAAGAAGUGCUGGAUGUGGUCAGGUAUGAGAGUGAGAACUGUGACUGCCUUCAGGGUUUUCAGAUAGUCCACUCACUGGGGGGAGGAACUGGAUCUGGUAUGGGUACUCUCCUUAUGAAUAAGAUCAGAGAAGAAUAUCCAGACCGGAUUAUGAAUACCUUUAGCAUAAUGCCUUCUCCUAAAGUCUCUGAUACAGUUGUAGAGCCAUAUAAUGCCGUACUUUCCAUCCAUCAGCUCAUUGAGAACCCUGAUGCAUGCUUCUGUAUUGAUAAUGAAGCCCUAUAUGAUAUAUGCUUCAGAACUUUAAAGUUGACAACUCCCACUUACGGUGACCUCAAUCACUUGGUGUCCUUGACAAUGAGUGGGAUUACUACCUCUCUUCGCUUUCCUGGUCAACUUAAUGCUGAUCUGAGAAAACUGGCAGUGAACAUGGUUCCUUACCCCCGGCUCCACUUCUUUAUGCCUGGCUUUGCCCCACUGACAGCGCGGGGCACUCAGCAGUACAGACCUCUCACCGUUGCUGAACUCACCCACCAGAUAUUUGAUGCCCGUAACAUGAUGGCUGCCUGUAACCCCCGCAAUGGACGUUACUUAACGGUAGCCUGUAUUUUUCGAGGCAAGCUAUCCACCAAGGAAGUGGAUGAACAGAUGCUCAAGAUGCAAACCAAAAAUAGCAGUUAUUUUGUGAAGUGGAUUCCCAACAAUGUCAAAGUAGCUGUGUGUGACAUACCACCACGGGGACUAAGUAUGGCUGCAAUCUUUAUGGGGAAUAACACUGCAAUUCAGGAGUUAUUUAUCAGGGUUACUGAGCAAUUUUCAGCUAUGUACAAAAGGAAGGCUUUUAUCCACUGGUACACGGGUGAAGGGAUGGACUUAAAUGAAUUUCUAGAAGCAGAAAGUAACAUCCAAGAUUUGAUAACAGAAUAUCAACAAUGUCAAGAUGGCAAAACAAUCCAGAAGAAGAAGAAGAAGCAGAAGCAAAAGGCCAAAAAAGUAGCUGAGACAGAAUCAGAAGAAACAGAAGAAACAGAAGGAACAGAAGGAACAGAAGGAACAGAAGGAACAGAAGGAACAGAAGGAACAGAAGAAACAGAAGAAACAGAAAACGAAGAGUCAACAGAGGAAUGAAAGAAAAAAAAAAAGCUUAAAUGUGAGGUAACCUCUAUAUCAAAGAUAUAAUCAAGAAUUUUGCUUAGCAUAGUUUUUAGUUUGUGUGUGUGGUUUUGUUUAACCCUUUUGGCUUUAUGUUCCAAAUACAGUGAAGAACAGA
Antechinus flavipes (yellow-footed antechinus) is the source of this 1963-nucleotide messenger RNA. It is a transcript of the gene TUBB1, whose product is annotated as tubulin beta 1 class VI. Gene Ontology annotation, biological process: mitotic cell cycle; microtubule cytoskeleton organization. The coding region runs from base 355 to 1821 and encodes 488 amino acids. Gene Ontology annotation, molecular function: structural constituent of cytoskeleton; GTP binding; GTPase activity. The transcript has 6 exons. Gene Ontology annotation, cellular component: cytoplasm; microtubule. The record is from RefSeq and is a predicted model, not a curated record. NCBI's taxonomy places the organism in Eukaryota, Metazoa, Chordata, Mammalia, Dasyuromorphia, Dasyuridae.